AUGGAACCUGUUAUGAAAGUGGCUCUUUUCGGGGUCGCUGGAAAUGGCAAGUCUUCUAUUGGUAAUAUGUUAAUUAAUGGUGAUAUGUCGGGGCCUUUCCCGGUUAAUGAUGGUGAAGUUGAGGUAAGAAUAGAUGGGAAUAUGAUGGUUGCUUUCUCAGAAAUUUAUAAAGUAAUCGACAUGUCCGGAGUAGGUCAAUUGAAUUUAAGCGAUAAUUCACGUGAGGAGUUCGUCGAAUCGAUUCGAAAUUGUUUCUCAAAUCAACAUUUACUUCUCAACUUUAUAUGUUACGUAACGAAAGAAACAAAAUCUUAUUUAGAAGAAGAAAUGAAAAUGUUUUCAUUAUUUAAAAAAGCUUUUAAAGGGGGUGAAAGAAAUUUUGUCAUCAUCUUUACCAAUAGUUCACAAGAAUGGGUUAACAAGAAUAGGGAUGUAUUAGAGGGUGCUUUUGGAAUUCAUCCAAUGAUUGGGGUCGACUUUCCCUUUAAUAAUAGUUAUGAUACUCGUGAGCAACAAGUACAAAGAGCGAAAAGUCUAGAGCAAUUAAACAGUCAAUUUUUGAAUUUAAGACUUUCAUGUAAUGAUUUUCGGAUUAACAACUCAUUCGAGACAAAAGAGGAAAAAUUUGCAGAAGCUGUCACCAUAUUACCAUUGUUAGGCACUGUAUAUAGGUUGUUCUCUGCUGGUAUUUAUUAUAUGGCAGGGAAACCAGAAACAUCAAAAGAGAGACUUCCAGAAGGAUCUGUUAAAGGAAUUGUAAAGCUGAGUUUGGAGUUGUUGAUGAUCAUCUAUUUCAAAAGGAACAAAUGCCUUGAAACAACACAAUAA
Molecule: messenger RNA, 828 nt
Organism: Funneliformis geosporum
Lineage: Eukaryota; Fungi; Glomeromycota; Glomeromycetes; Glomerales; Glomeraceae
Source: the annotation of a GenBank genome assembly